AUGGCUACAGAGGUUCCCAAAGAAGUUACUAACAGAUUAUUCCAGGCACUACAAUCAAAACAUAGAGAAAAUCGUGUUUGUUUUGACUGUGGGUCAAACAAUCCAACCUGGACUAGUGUUCCAUUUGGUGUUUUUUUGUGUAUUAAUUGCAGCGCAGUUCAUAGAAACCUGGGCACACACAUUACGUUUGUUCAAAGUACUAAUCUAGAUGUUUGGAGCGUGGAUAACUUGAGAAGAUUUAAGUUUGCAGGUAAUCAUAAAGCAAUUGAAUAUUUCAAUAAACAUGGUGGCUCUCAGUUUUUAUCAAAUGGUAGUAACGGUAAAAGCAAUAACAGAUGCGAUGCUAGAACUAAAUAUACUUCUCAAGUAGCUAAAAAAUAUAAAAAACAUUUAGACAGUAAAUGUUUACUUGAUGAAGAAAAGUAUGGGAACGAAAUUGUUUUGGAUGAUAUGGAUCAAGAUAGUACUGGAGGCGAAUCUAACAGCAACAGCAGUAGUACUGAUGAUUUUUUUGAUAAUUGGAGUAAACCAGCGACACCUAAGGUCUUGACCCCAAGGAAUUCUCCCGUCUUACAACAUUCACAACAGCAAAAUGGGAACAAGAGUAAUACAAAAGCAACUGCCACCAACGCUGCUAGCACAAUGAGAAAACCCUUGAGAAGAUCUGUAAAUAGUAGUGGUAGUAAUGGUACAGGUGGUAGUACACAACCUAAACACUCUAUUUUAUCCAGCAGCAGAAAGCCACGAAGCACCAGGAUAGCAGCCAAUAAAGUAUCCAAGGAAGAUGCAGAUGAUUUGUUUGAUCAGUUUGAAAAGGAAGCGCAAGAGGAAAAAUUGAACAAAGCUGCAGCAGGAGCUUUAGGAUCUGCAACAACAAAUGUAAAGAUUGUUAAGCAUGCUGCAGAUGAACCGGAUAUGAAAUAUAACGCUAACAAAAAUGGCAAGAAAGAAGAUAUUGACAAUUUGGAGGAUGAUUUUGAGGAAGAUUUUGAGGAUAGCAGUAAUGAUACAGUAGAACAAGAUUUGAAGCCUAAAUUUGCCCGCUUAGGCUUUGGUAUGACUAUGAAUAAUGCUAGUCAGUUGACCAAUCAACAGAAGCAGGCCAAAGUGAACUCUGAAAUUAAAUACACCGGUAAAGUAGCCAAAAAGUUUGGCGUUCAAAAAGGUAUAUCAUCUGAUGAAUUUUUCCAAAGAGGAUCGUAUGAUGAAGAUGCCAGUCGUGAGGCCAAAGAAAAAUUGCAAAAUAAUUUUAGUAAUGCAACAAGUAUUUCAUCAGACAGCUAUUUUGGUAAAGACAACGAAGACACAGAAGAUGGCGAACAACAACAAUAUGGUGGAAGAAGAAGUACUAAUAGUAAUAGUUUUACGAGUAGGAUUAUUGAUGAUAACGAUGAUGAUUUUCAAGUAUUGAGGGAUGCUGUUGAACAAGGUGCUACUAAAUUAGGUAAUUAUUUGAGAGACUAUUUAAGAAAUUAA
Saccharomycodes ludwigii is the source of this 1476-nucleotide messenger RNA. It is a transcript of the gene GLO3, whose product is annotated as ADP-ribosylation factor GTPase-activating protein. Gene Ontology annotation, molecular function: GTPase activator activity. The record is from RefSeq and is a predicted model, not a curated record. The transcript has a single exon. Gene Ontology annotation, biological process: COPI coating of Golgi vesicle. Bases 1 to 1476 code for a protein of 491 amino acids. NCBI's taxonomy places the organism in Eukaryota, Fungi, Ascomycota, Saccharomycetes, Saccharomycodales, Saccharomycodaceae.